UAUAAAACACACGGUUCCACACGCAUCAUCGCCAUUCCAUUUUCUCCGAAGGAUUAAUUACUUCUCGUCUCCACCGGAAAAGCUCGCCGGCGGCGAUGGCGAGCGCGAUGAACGGCUGCGGCGGCGGAGGCGGCGGCGGCGGCGGCGGGGUGAUGAAGAGGAUGGGCCUUCUCCGUGUGCAGUACUACUGCGUGAUGGGCUUCGUCGCCGCCGCCGUCGUGCUCGCCACGCUCCGCUACAUGCCUGCCCCCGCCACCGCGCCCCCCACCGUCGACGGCGGCGGCGCAACCGUCCGCUCCUCCGCCGCCACCGUAGACUCAGCCGCGGCGGCGGCGGCGGCUGCUCCCGGCGGCGGCGGGGUGGAGCGGGGCAAGGGCAAGCGGAAGCACGUGUGGAGCGGGGAGGAGGAGGAGGUGGCGGCGGAGAAGAAGGCGGCGGCCGGGGUGGUGGUGUUCAACUUCGGCGACUCCAACUCCGACACCGGCGGCGUGGCGGCGGUGAUGGGGAUCCACAUCGCGGCGCCGGAGGGCCGCGCCUACUUCCACCACCCCACCGGCCGCCUCUCCGACGGCCGCGUCAUCCUCGACUUCAUCUGUGAGAGCUUGAACACUCACCACCUCAGCCCGUUCAUGAGGCCACUGGGAGCGGAUUACAACAACGGUGUGAAUUUCGCCAUCGCCGGCUCGACGGCAACACCGGGAGAAACCACAUUUUCGCUUGAUGUGCAGCUUGAUCAGUUCAUAUUUUUCAAGGAGAGAUGCUUGGAGUCCAUCGAAAGAGGUGAGGAUGCCCCAAUUGAUAGCAAAGGGUUUGAAAAUGCCCUCUAUACCAUGGACAUAGGGCACAAUGAUUUAAUGGGCGUUUUGCACUUGUCCUAUGAUGAAAUUCUUCGAAAGCUUCCUCCCAUAGUUGCUGAAAUCAGGAAAGCCAUUGAGACUUUGCAUAAGAAUGGGGCCAAGAAGUUUUGGAUACAUGGAACGGGUGCAUUGGGUUGCCUGCCUCAGAAGCUUGCUACGAGGGGGGAAAUUGAUCGUGAUCUCGACGAGCAUGGCUGCAUCACAAGAAUCAACAAUGUUGCCAAGAGGUUCAACAAGUUGCUGAGCGAAACCUGCGAUGAUCUGCGCUUGCAAUUCGCAAGCUCGACGAUCGUCUUCGUGGACAUGUUCGCCAUCAAGUAUGAUCUUGUUGCCAACCACACGAAACACGGGAUUGAGAAGCCAUUGAUGACAUGUUGUGGACAUGGAGGGCCCCCUUACAACUAUGAUCCGAAGAAAAGCUGCACGGCCAAUGACAAGGACCUGUGUAAGCUUGGUGAGAAGUUCAUCAGCUGGGAUGGGGUCCACUUCACCGAUGCUGCAAACGAGAUCGUUGCUUCUAAAGUGAUAAGUGGCGAAUUUUCCAUUCCUAGGAUCAAGCUGACCGCCAGCGUUGUCAGGCCCAAAAAGGCUAAAAAUUCGCGGUUAUGAAAAAUUAAGAUUAUUUUGGUUUCCCAAAGGAAAUGGUGAAGGUGAAUCACUAACAGAUCUGGCCAACAGAAGGGAAUUCAUUUGAUUUCAGGCCCUUUUCGGUCAUUGAGGAAGAACAGAAUAUGAAGAAUUUCAAAAUUUUAUUUUUUUUGUACACUUGGGGUGUGUGUGUAUAUCCUAGGGGGUUGAUACGUGCAGGUUAAUACUAUGUAUAAUUCUUUUCUUUAAUUUUGAUAAAUAAAUAGAGAUGAAUCUAUAAAUUUAAAUCAGAACUCCCCUUGCA
Molecule: messenger RNA, 1749 nt
Organism: Oryza sativa Japonica Group (Japanese rice)
Lineage: Eukaryota; Viridiplantae; Streptophyta; Magnoliopsida; Poales; Poaceae
Product: GDSL esterase/lipase At1g09390
Molecular function (GO): hydrolase activity, acting on ester bonds
Source: RefSeq, a predicted model, not a curated record